CGCGGCUGCCGCUGCUGACAACAAGAUGGCGGCGGCGGGGCCGGCGGGCCCCGAGAGCCGGGUGCUGGGCUACACCCUGCACCGCUGGAGCAGCUUCUCUUCCACGUACCUACCCGAGAAUAUCUUGGUGGAUAAACCAAAUGAUCAGUCCUCAAGAUGGUCUUCAGAAAGCAAUUAUCCCCCACAGUAUUUGAUUUUGAAACUUGAAAGACCUGCCAUAGUCCAGAGUAUCACAUUUGGCAAAUACGAAAAAACGCAUGUCUGCAAUUUAAAGAAGUUUAAAGUCUUCGGUGGGAUGAAUGAAGAAAACAUGACAGAUCUCUUAUCCAGUGGCUUAAAGAAUGAUUAUAACAAAGAAACAUUCACCUUGAAGCAUAAAAUUGAUGAACAGAUGUUCCCCUGUCGAUUCAUUAAGAUAGUUCCGCUCUUAUCCUGGGGACCUAGCUUCAAUUUUAGUAUCUGGUAUGUUGAACUUAAUGGCAUUGAUGAUCCAGAUGUGGUCCAGCCGUGCCUCAACUGGUACAGCAAGUACCGUGAACAGGAAGCCAUUCGCCUUUGCCUAAAGCAUUUUCGUCAACACAACUACACCGAGGCUUUUGAGUCGCUGCAGAAGAAAACCAAGAUUGCUCUGGAGCACCCCAUGUUGACAGACCUGCACGACAAACUGGUGUUGAAGGGAGACUUCGAUGCUUGUGAAGAGCUCAUAGAAAAAGCUGUGAAUGAUGGUUUGUUCAAUCAGUACAUCAGUCAACAAGAAUACAAACCUCGCUGGGGGCAGAUCAUCCCCAAAAGCACCAAAGGCGAUGGGGAGGACAGCCGACCGGGGAUGAGGGGAGGCCAUCAGAUGGUUAUAGAUGUUCAGACAGAAACUGUUUAUUUAUUUGGUGGCUGGGAUGGAACUCAGGAUCUGGCUGACUUCUGGGCGUACAGUGUGAAGGAGAACCAGUGGACCUGUAUAUCCAGGGAUACUGAGAAAGAGAGUGGUCCCAGUGCCAGAUCUUGUCACAAGAUGUGCAUCGACAUUCAGCGGCGGCAGAUCUACACGCUGGGACGCUAUCUGGAUUCCUCCGUGAGGAACAGCAAGUCUCUGAAAAGUGAUUUCUAUCGCUACGACAUUGACACAAACACAUGGAUGUUACUGAGUGAAGACACCGCAGCAGAUGGAGGUCCAAAGCUGGUGUUUGAUCAUCAGAUGUGUAUGGAUUCUGAAAAACACAUGAUAUAUACUUUUGGAGGCAGGAUUCUGACCUGCAACGGCAGCGUUGAUGACAGCAGAGCCAGUGAACCUCAGUUCAGUGGCUUGUUUGCUUUUGACUGUCAGUGUCAGACGUGGAAACUUCUAAGAGAGGAUUCCUGUAAUGCUGGACCUGAAGAUAUCCAAUCCCGAAUAGGACACUGUAUGUUGUUCCAUUCUAAAAAUCGCUGCUUGUACGUAUUUGGUGGCCAGAGGUCGAAGACUUAUUUGAAUGACUUCUUCAGUUACGAUGUAGACAACGAUCACGUGGAUAUCAUAUCAGAUGGCACUAAGAAAGAUUCAGGGAUGGUUCCAAUGACAGGUUUCACUCAAAGGGCUACCAUUGAUCCAGAACUGAAUGAAAUCCAUGUCUUGUCAGGGCUCAGUAAAGACAAGGAGAAGCGGGAAGAGAACGUAAGGAAUUCCUUCUGGAUUUAUGACAUCGUGAGGAACAGCUGGUCUUGUGUCUAUAAGAAUGACCAAGCAGCAAAAGAGAAUCCAGGUAAAAGCCUUCAGGAGGAGGAGCCUUGCCCAAGGUUUGCCCAUCAGUUGGUGUACGAUGAGUUGCACAAGGUUCAUUACUUGUUUGGAGGGAAUCCUGGGAAGUCCUGCUCUCCAAAGAUGAGAUUAGAUGAUUUCUGGUCUCUGAAGCUCUGUCGACCUUCAAAGGAAUACCUGCUAAGACACUGCAAAUACCUCAUAAGAAAGCACAGGUUUGAAGAAAAAGCUCAGACUGACCCUCUUAGUGCACUGAAGUACCUGCAGAAUGAUUUGUUUGUAACUGUGGAUCACUCAGACCCCGAGGAGACAAAAGAGUUUCAGCUUCUCGCCUCAGCAUUAUUUAAGUCUGGCUCGGAUUUCACCACUCUUGGAUUUUCAGACGUUGACCACACGUACGCCCAGAGAACUCAGCUGUUUGAUACACUAGUCAACUUCUUCCCAGACAACAUGACCCCUCCUAAAGGCAACCUGGUGGACCUCAUCACGCUGUAACGCAGCAGCAGCUGGACACGAGGAAGAGAGGGGCAAAGCAUCCACUUUCAGUAUUUUAAAUCUUUUGGUUUUUUACUGCAUUGAUUGACUGCUGGGAUGAAGUAACAUAAUAACCCCUUAAGUGUUUGAAAGGGGUUUUAUACUUGUAUGGUGAAUUCCCUGAAGCUUUUCCCUUGGAGUAGGUUAAUAAAAUGUAACUGACGUACUUCUGAGUAAAUACAUAUAUAUAUUUUUUCUGACUCUGGAUUUUGGGUUGGCAAAUGUCAGAUGAAAAGGGAUGGGGACAGAAAAACAAAUAAAACCCAGUCAUGCAGUGAUCUUUUUUUGCCUGCAAGAGAAAAAUUACAAUGUUGUGCAUUGUCUGGAACUCCAGAUGAUGGGUUUUAUUUGGGGGGUUGUGAGAGAGCAAGGGGGAGGUUGUUGGUUGCUCAUUUGUAGCUAGUCAUGAUUUGUUGCUUUAUCCUACAACUCCAUCCUCAGCAGCUGGAUAACAUGGUGGCAGGACACUGGGACACGUUGAGGUAAUAGUAAUAAUAUAUGUGUGUGUGUAUGUGUGUGUGUCAAGCCUCGUGAGGGCAGUGUGUUGUGUGAAGGGGAGCACGGGUUGCAAACUGUCUCUCCCUGUCCCAGAAUCGGGCUGACAGAAGUGUCUAAUUGCAUCUGAUACCUGAUCUGUACCUGAAUACCUACACACCCGUCUUCUCUUCUCUGGAGCCUUCCACUUAAAACCUGGCAGGCAAGUGGCAACCUCAGAGAAGCCACGGGCAAAGGGGAGUGCAGGCAGCACCUGCACAGGCCCCUCUUCAGGGAUCUUUCUCUUUUCCCUGCUGUGCUCUUCUGAUGAGAAAACCCACACAGGUCCUCACAGAGCCUGGCAGAACUGGGUCUUCCACCACACACACCCCCAACCUCUGUAACCUGACUCUGGGCUUGGGUGUAGGAUUUCUGAAGCAGAUUGUCUCUGUUUCUGUGCACCUAUGCUUCUGUGUGCGUUUGUCAGUGUGUAAAUGUCAAGAGGAUUGCUCCCAACAGCUUGUCUCCUUCCUGUGUGCUGCAGCUCACUCUGAAAUGCAUUUUAGACCUAGAUCUGAAUGUGAGGGAGGCCUUUUUAGCAUAAAUCUCUUUGAAAGCAAGCUGAUGCAUAUGUAUAGAAAAUAUAUUCUUCCUCCUGAAAGCCUUCUUUAUAAAUGAGGUGGGGGUUUGGUGCCCCACUGUGAAGUGGGAUGAAGGAGACGUUAGAAACUUGUUGUGUUUGGUGUCAGUGAGCGCUCAGUCCAAACUGGCAGGUGUAAAUAUUUGUAUGAGACUGCAAAGCUUUAUGUCCAGAAAUGUUGAUGCCAGGAGACUGUUGUUGCACCCACUGUGGCCCCUGUUGAACUCGAUGGAAGUCUUGUGUGUGCAAAGAUGAUUUGGACUCUUGAAAUAAAAGAGUUAGUGAAGUGUG
Messenger RNA from Colius striatus (speckled mousebird), 3671 nucleotides. RefSeq names its product muskelin 1 (gene MKLN1). The transcript is spliced from 18 exons. Gene Ontology annotation, molecular function: protein binding. The record is from RefSeq and is a predicted model, not a curated record. Gene Ontology annotation, cellular component: cytoplasm. Bases 26 to 2227 code for a protein of 733 amino acids. NCBI's taxonomy places the organism in Eukaryota, Metazoa, Chordata, Aves, Coliiformes, Coliidae.